Molecule: messenger RNA, 1074 nt
Organism: Plasmodium malariae
Lineage: Eukaryota; Apicomplexa; Aconoidasida; Haemosporida; Plasmodiidae
Gene: SR25
Product: serpentine receptor, putative
Exons: 2
Coding region: 1-1074 (357 amino acids)
Source: RefSeq, a predicted model, not a curated record
AUGGCUAAAAGGCAUAAAUUGAAGAUUACUAUUUUGCCUAUUUUUUUUUUUAUAUUAUUUACGGGGAUUCACACUGUUUUCACAGCAUUAAACAGGAAUGAUUGGUUAAAAUUUUACACUAGCUGCGCAGGGUCAGGUCAGGUAAAAUGGGAACUACUAUGCGUUUUAACCAUCUUGAACAGUAUGUUUUUAUUAUUAAAUAUGAAUUACAAAGAAAAUAUAAAUAAUUUAAAUAACAAGAAGAAUGAAACAAGUGACAUAAAUGAUGAUUUAAUAAAUGUAGACAUGAAUGAGUUUAGUAAUAAUGAGAAAGAUGAGAGUAGCGAUGAAAGUGAAAGAGAGAAAAAGUAUAAUAAAUUAAGGAUAAGAUACUUAUACAGUAUAAGCAAUUCAAGAGUUUGUUAUUAUAGUAUGUGGAUAUUAUGUUAUUAUUUAAUAUACUUUUUAUGCUUUUUAAGUUUUUUAUAUGGAAUAAGAAUAUUCAAUAAUAAUUUAAUUAAUAUAUAUACAAUAAGAACAUGUAAAAUUGACAAUUUAGAAAAUUAUAUAUUAUCAGAAAAUACAUUUAUCAGUUUGUACUGGGCAAUUAUUAAUUUUAAUGUAUUUAUGAGUAAAUAUACAGAUUCCUUUUAUAUUUCGAAUUACAUAAAAUUGAACAUAGAAUUUAGAACAGGGAAAAAGAAGUUGCUUUUUUUUUUAAAUUAUUUUUAUCAAAUAUUGUUAUUAAGUUAUGCUAUUUAUAAAAAUGUUUCGUUAUAUAAUAAAGGACUAUAUAAUUUGAAUCAAAUAGUAUGUGCUCUUAUAUUUCUUUGUUUAAUUUUAUAUACCAUUUUAGAAAUUACGUAUGUAUUAGAAAUAAAUAAACCAUGUUAUUAUAGUGUAACCAAAUUAUCCUAUAAUUAUGUUUGGGCCAUAAUUUAUUUAUUUGUUAUUUUUAUUUCUUCCGUUAUCUUUUAUAUUUCUGUUUUUAGUUAUUCUAUAAAAGAUAAAUUUGUAAAUUUCCAAAUCAUGUUAUGGUUUUUUUUUAUAUCUUUAACCUACAUAAAAAAAAAUCAGUUAUUUAUUAAAGUUUGA